Molecule: messenger RNA, 10105 nt
Organism: Danaus plexippus (monarch butterfly)
Lineage: Eukaryota; Metazoa; Arthropoda; Insecta; Lepidoptera; Nymphalidae
Exons: 8
Coding region: 44-9175 (3043 amino acids)
Biological process (GO): negative regulation of endopeptidase activity; proteolysis
Cellular component (GO): extracellular region
Molecular function (GO): cysteine-type peptidase activity; cysteine-type endopeptidase inhibitor activity
Source: RefSeq, a predicted model, not a curated record
UUCGUGUGUAUGCAUGACGAUGAGCUCGUCUUAGUAACCCAACAUGAAGAAACUUGAGUGUGUGUUAUUUUGUUUAUUAAUAAGUUACUGUUUGGGAGAAUUAAGUAUUGAAAGGAAAGAAAAGUUUCUUAAUGGGUUUGUUGAGUAUUUAAACAACCUACCCAACCAAUUUUAUUCAUACGAAGAAGGUUAUAUAUUAAAUGCGCAGAAUACUGAUGAUACAAAUUGUUACAAUGUUGAGACCUUGCUACUCUCAAGACCUAUUAAUGAUUUGGAUAAUGCAAAGUAUCAGAAAUGCUUUGCCACAAUAGUGGACCUUGAUGAUAAUGGGAUAAGCAUACAGAAUAAUCAACAUCAUUGUGAGGAUUCAGAUCUGAUAUCUCAAGUAAAUUCUUUGGAUGAUACCAACCUUGAAGAAGUUGUUGUGGAUGAGACAAGUACUACAACUGAGGCUGUAAUCGGUCAUAAGCCAGUGCAGCUUGAUAAUGAAGUACAAAUUAACACUGGGGUAACUUCUGGUGAGCAAUUCAUUGCUGUGCCGAGAAGGCAACCAGGUGGAGCUUGUGUGGGUUGUUCAAGUCAUGUUAAUCCGCAAGCUCCAGGUGUUACAGAAUUAGCAACACUCGGCGUCAAACAUUUAAAUAUUCAUGAGCAAAAUGUGAAACAUUCCCUUGAAGCGGUUUUAGAUGUCGAAAGACAAGUUCAAGUCGUUAACGGUGUUAGAUACAUUUUGAUACUACAAGUAGGAUAUGAACCAUGUAUUACUACAAGUGAGGGAUGUGUUGAUAGAAAAGUCUGUAAAAUAUCUAUAUUGGAGAAGAGUUGGAUAAAAUUACCAGAUGGUUCUAAAUAUAGAGCGGUUUUAUCUAAUAAUUGCACAGAAGAAUGGCAAUUUGGUGACGAAGGCGAAAUAAUAACGAAUGAUGAAAAUAAUCCGCACACUAAUAAUCCCAUCGAUAACAACUCAAAUCCUACAACUGAUGAUGACAAGGGAUCAAAUACUGGUUCUGUUGAUGAAGUUGUGAAAUCCGAAAAAAAUUUUGAUGUUCAAUCCCAGCCUAAUAAGGGACUCAGUGAUGAACAGAUAAAAAAAAUAGAAGAACAAAUCAUACCAUAUGACCAUAUUUACGAAACUACAACAAGUGUAAACAUUUUAGAAAAAUCUCUUCAACCUUUACAAGAGAAAGUUCAUAGCGUUGACAAUGCUGAAACAAUUACACAUCAAGUAGAUAAUACAAUUCCGUUCAAAGAAACUUUAUAUCACGAAAAGGAGAGUUUCUUAGGUGAGGAUAGAAAGAAGGCUAUCGACGAUUUAAUAAAUUUUUUUGACUCUGCUGGUCUCGACAUUAACCAAGCUAGAGUCCCGAGAGCGAGGAGGAGUUAUAACCAUGAUCUGAAAAUUAUGGCACUAACUGAAAAAAUUCAUAAAAUAAAAAACAAUAUUAAGAACGCUAAAUACCUUUACGCUCUGGCACAAGAAGUGGUUGACUAUCUUAAUGAAAUUGACUUCGAAAUAAAAACACGAACACUUGUGGAAGUUACAAAUGCUGAGGAGGAAUUCGAAAACCAUCAACACUUUUUCUAUAUUCAGGCAAGAGUAAUCAUACCAUGUGAUAAAGCUGAUUGCGAAGACAAAGAAGGAGAAAUGAAGAUCUGCAAUGGUGUUAUUGAAGCAAUAGAAAAAGAAAGGCCUCAAAUUCUUAAUGCUUUUUGCUAUGAUGAUAACCAAAAAAAGCAUGUAUUCUCAAAGACCGAGCCAAUAGACCUGGAUGAUCCUGUUCUGAUGAAAUUAACAAAAGAAGCCCUUAAAAAAAUUGAAAAAGAAUCCCUUCAUCACAAUGCUUUGAAAAUAGAAAAAGUUAUACAACCAACCAUAAAAAAAUCUUCCGGUAUCCUUACAAAAUUUUCUCUUAGCCUGUCGUUAACAAAUUGUAACAAAACAGUUCCGUAUGUAAAUAGGGAAAAUUGCACUAUUAUGCAAGGCAACGAUUCUCUAAUUUGCGAAGUUACGAUACUUGAAAGACAUUGGUUAAAAGAGAAAAAACUUACUCAUUCUUGUAUGUCUAGACCGUUUGAUGAAAGAUUUUCUGCCAAGAAACAAGUGGAAACCAAACCCGUCGUGACUCAGGAUCCUAAGAUUUUAGAAAUGGUUCUACAAGCCUUGCAAUAUCUAGAUUCAAAUUCCAAUAGAAACAAUAAGCAAAAAGUCGUUGAAAUUAAAUCAGUAUCUACUCAGCUUAUUGGUGGAUUGAUAACUCAAGUGGAAUUCGUUGCUGGUUACACCGAAUGCCCCAAUGAAUUUGAUGUUGAUUUAAAAAAAUGUAAUUUGCUUGAAAAUGAAGCAUUACGAAAAUGUAAAGCAGAAGUUUGGGAUCGACCAUGGUUGAAUGACGGUAGACAAAUAAAAGUUAAAUGUGAUGAUUCUUUUAAUGGACAAUCUAAAGUAUAUAGGAAAAAAAGGGAUGUUUCUGAUAGCCAACAUCAUAUGGAAACUUAUCAGCUUAUUGGCGGUCCAAAGGUAUCGAAUGAAAAAGACACUAAAUACUUAAACUUGGCUAGAAAGUCGUUAAAUCAAUUCCUGCAAAAUAAUGGAGUUAGUGAGAAAUUCGAAGUCCUGAAAGUUAAUAAAGUAACCGAACAAGUAGUCGCAGGAACCUUAACCGAAAUCAAAUUUACAAUAAUUUCUCAGAGUAAUGGCGACAACAUAGAUUGUCAUUCGAAAGUUUGGGAAAAGUCUUGGAUUAAUUUCGAAGAAAUAACUGUGACUUGUGAAGAAUCACUUAAAAAUAGACAAUUACGACAGAAAAGAGGAGUAAAUGAUCGCCCACUCGUCGGUGCUCCACAGAAAGUAGAUUCGAACGACGGUAAAUACUUAAACUUGGCCAGAAAGUCGUUAAAUCAAUUCUUGCAAAGUAAUGGAGUUAGUGAGAAAUUUGAAGUCCUCAAAGUUAAUAAAGUAACCGAACAAGUAGUAGCAGGAACCUUAACCGAAAUCAAAUUUACAAUAACUUCUCAGAGUAAUGGCGACAACAUAGAUUGUCAUUCGAAAGUUUGGGAAAAGUCUUGGAUUAAUUUCGAAGAAAUAACUGUGACUUGUGAAGAAUCACUUAAAAAUAGACAAUUACGACAGAAAAGAGGAGUAAAUGAUGGCCCACUCGUCGGUGCUCCACAGAAAGUAGAUUCGAACGACGGUAAAUACUUAAACUUGGCCAGAAAGUCGUUAAAUCAAUUCUUGCAAAAUAAUGGAGUUAGUGAGAAAUUUGAAGUCCUGAAAGUUAAUAAAGUAACCGAACAAGUAGUCGCAGGAACUUUAACUGAAAUCAAAUUUACAAUAACUUCUCAGAGUAAUGGCGACAACAUAGAUUGUCAUUCGAAAGUUUGGGAAAAGCCUUGGAUGAAUUUCGAAGAAAUAACCGUGACUUGUGAAGAAUCACUUAAGAAUAGACAAUUACGACAGAAAAGAGGAGUAAAUGAUGGCCCACUCGUCGGUGCUCCACAGAAAGUCGAUUCGAACGACGGUAAAUACUUAAACUUGGCUAGAAAGUCGUUAAAUCAAUUCCUGCAAAAUAAUGGAGUUAGUGAGAAAUUUGAAGUCCUGAAAGUUAAUAAAGUAACCAAACAAGUAGUCGCAGGAACUUUAACUGAAAUCAAAUUUACAAUAACUUCUCAGAGUAAUGGCGACAACAUAGAUUGUCAUUCGAAAGUUUGGGAAAAGCCUUGGAUGAAUUUCGAAGAAAUAACCGUGACUUGUGAAGAAUCACUUAAGAAUAGACAAUUACGACAGAAAAGAGGAGUAAAUGAUGGCCCACUCGUCGGUGCUCCACAGAAAGUCGAUUCGAACGACGGUAAAUACUUAAACUUGGCUAGAAAGUCGUUAAAUCAAUUCCUGCAAAAUAAUGGAGUUAGUGAGAAAUUUGAAGUCCUGAAAGUUAAUAAAGUAACCAAACAAGUAGUCGCAGGAACUUUAACUGAAAUCAAAUUUACAAUAACUUCUCAGAGUAAUGGCGACAACAUAGAUUGUCAUUCGAAAGUUUGGGAAAAGCCUUGGAUGAAUUUCGAAGAAAUAACCGUGACUUGUGAAGAAUCACUUAAGAAUAGACAAUUACGACAGAAAAGAGGAGUAAAUGAUGGCCCACUCGUCGGUGCUCCACAGAAAGUCGAUUCGAACGACGGUAAAUACUUAAACUUGGCUAGAAAGUCGUUAAAUCAAUUCCUGCAAAAUAAUGGAGUUAGUGAGAAAUUUGAAGUCCUGAAAGUUAAUAAAGUAACCGAACAAGUAGUCGCAGGAACCUUAACCGAAAUCAAAUUUACAAUAACUUCUCAGAGUAAUGGCGACAACAUAGAUUGUCAUUCGAAAGUUUGGGAAAAGCCUUGGAUGAAUUUCGAAGAAAUAACCGUGACUUGUGAAGAAUCACUUAAGAAUAGACAAUUACGACAGAAAAGAGGAGUAAAUGAUGGCCCACUCGUCGGUGCUCCACAGAAAGUCGAUUCGAACGACGGUAAAUAUUUAAACUUGGCUAGAAAGUCGUUAAAUCAAUUCCUGCAAAAUAAUGGAGUUAGUGAGAAAUUCGAAGUCCUGAAAGUUAAUAAAGUAACCGAACAAGUAGUCGCAGGAACCUUAACCGAAAUCAAAUUUACAAUAACUUCUCAGAGUAAUGGCGACAACAUAGAUUGUCAUUCGAAAGUUUGGGAAAAGCCUUGGAUGAAUUUCGAAGAAAUAACCGUGACUUGUGAAGAAUCACUUAAGAAUAGACAAUUACGACAGAAAAGAGGAGUAAAUGAUGGCCCACUCGUCGGUGCUCCACAGAAAGUCGAUUCGAACGACGGUAAAUACUUAAACUUGGCUAGAAAGUCGUUAAAUCAAUUCCUGCAAAAUAAUGGAGUUAGUGAGAAAUUUGAAGUCCUGAAAGUUAAUAAAGUAACCGAACAAGUAGUCGCAGGAACCUUAACCGAAAUCAAAUUUACAAUAACUUCUCAGAGUAAUGGCGACAACAUAGAUUGUCAUUCGAAAGUUUGGGAAAAGCCUUGGAUGAAUUUCGAAGAAAUAACCGUGACUUGUGAAGAAUCACUUAAGAAUAGACAAUUACGACAGAAAAGAGGAGUAAAUGAUGGCCCACUCGUCGGUGCUCCACAGAAAGUCGAUUCGAACGACGGUAAAUACUUAAACUUGGCUAGAAAGUCGUUAAAUCAAUUCCUGCAAAAUAAUGGAGUUAGUGAGAAAUUUGAAGUCCUGAAAGUUAAUAAAGUAACCGAACAAGUAGUCGCAGGAACCUUAACCGAAAUCAAAUUUACAAUAACUUCUCAGAGUAAUGGCGACAACAUAGAUUGUCAUUCGAAAGUUUGGGAAAAGCCUUGGAUGAAUUUCGAAGAAAUAACCGUGACUUGUGAAGAAUCACUUAAGAAUAGACAAUUACGACAGAAAAGAGGAGUAAAUGAUGGCCCACUCGUCGGUGCUCCACCGAAAGUCGAUUCGAACGACGGUAAAUACUUAAACUUGGCUAGAAAGUCGUUAAAUCAAUUCCUGCAAAAUAAUGGAGUUAGUGAGAAAUUUGAAGUCCUGAAAGUUAAUAAAGUAACCGAACAAGUAGUCGCAGGAACCUUAACCGAAAUCAAAUUUACAAUAACUUCUCAGAGUAAUGGCGACAACAUAGAUUGUCAUUCGAAAGUUUGGGAAAAGCCUUGGAUGAAUUUCGAAGAAAUAACCGUGACUUGUGAAGAAUCACUUAAGAAUAGACAAUUACGACAGAAAAGAGGAGUAAAUGAUGGCCCACUCGUCGGUGCUCCACAGAAAGUCGAUUCGAACGACGGUAAAUACUUAAACUUGGCUAGAAAGUCGUUAAAUCAAUUCCUGCAAAAUAAUGGAGUUAGUGAGAAAUUUGAAGUCCUGAAAGUUAAUAAAGUAACCGAACAAGUAGUCGCAGGAACCUUAACCGAAAUCAAAUUUACAAUAACUUCUCAGAGUAAUGGCGACAACAUAGAUUGUCAUUCGAAAGUUUGGGAAAAGCCUUGGAUGAAUUUCGAAGAAAUAACUGUGACUUGUGAUGAGUCACUUAAAAAUAGACAGUCGCGGAAAAAGAGGUCAAUAAGCAUUUCUAAGCAAAAACGUUCCUUCAAAGGACGCCCCAUUAAACAGCAACCCAAUAAAGCCGAAUAUAAAGUUUUAGCUGAAAAAUCACUGCGAACAUAUUUACAGGUCCAAAAAAUAACAAAUAAACACAAAGUGAUAUCUGUUGAGCGAGUGACGUCACAGGUCGUAUCAGGAACUAUCUAUGAUAUUGACUUUAUUGCGUCACCUAUUUGCUCUAAAGUAAACCAAAACAAAAAAAAGUGUGAUAUAAAUGAUGUCAGCAAACUCUAUUGUAACGCGAAAAUUUGGAAUCAACCUUGGAGGAGCCAGGAAAAAAUCGAUGUUGAUUGUAAUAAUGGUAUUAGUGAAGAAGAUGAAAAAUAUUCCAGAAGAAAGCGCAAUAUCCUAGGAGCUCCCACAAACUAUGUUGAUGACGAAAAUAUCAAAUCUUUGGUUGAAGAAGCUGUUACAAAAUACCAGAAAUUAUCAAACACCAAGUAUGUGCAUAAGAUUGUAAAAAUCCACAAUGUGAGUGAACAAAUUGUAUCUGGUAUUAUUACUAAAUUGGAUUUUUCAAUUUCGCCUACAAACUGUUUGUUAGAAGACAAUGCUAUGCAUAUCGAUGGUUGUCAGACACAAUCAUCCGAUAAAAUAUUACAUUGUAAUGCGCAAGUGUGGGUUCAACCAUGGAUUCAAUCAUCUAAAGAAAUUGAAAUAAAGUGUGAAAAAAAUAGUGAGGAAAGUAAAGGGGACUUAGAGACUGAUAAGUUUUCAUCUGAUCGAAUAAAGAGGCAAAUUACGCAUGAUGAAGAUGAUAUUGAUGAAGACACAAAGUAUUAUUACGCUGAUCGAGCUGUGCAUUACAUAAAUGAAAAAGAAUCGACAAACAAUUUGAAUAAACUCAUUACUAUCCACGCGUUUGAAAGCAGUACUAAUAUGGGAGUCAACAUGAUAAAAAUGUACAUCGAAAUAGGUUUAACUUAUUGCUUAAGACAUGAAGAUGAAGCGGAACUACAGAACUGUGAAGAAUUGUCUGGUAUCUAUCACAAACUUUGUUAUGUUCGGUUGUGGCCAUCACCCGAUGAUGAACUAGUAGUUCAAAGCUUGGCUGUGGUCUGCGACGACGAACGGGACUUCAAGAGCGUCACAGGCCUAUCGAUAACGAAUCUUAUCAAAGAAGCUGUUAAGGAAUUAGAAUCUUCGCCUAAAAUUAAAAACAAGUUGGUUCACCUCGGUGAACCACACGUAGUACCUAGCCUCGAUUCCCGUAAGCCCACGCAAUUAAGUUUUAUAGUGCGAGCUACAAAUUGUUCCAAGUACGUAGAUAUUGAAAAAGACCGUUUCCAAUGUUACAUUGAUAAUUCUAGACUUCCUAAACCUUGCACAUCAAGUAUCUGGAUGGCAGCCAACACAAAAAAAAUAAGAAAAGUCACAACACGCUGCAGUAGAUCACUACCGAAUCGUAGCAGAAGAUCGCUUUCGUUUGAUACGACAAACACAACUUCCGACGAAAAACUUAUCCAAGGUAUGGUAAGGGAAUCAUUGGACAAGCUAGAAAUGUCGUCGCUGUUAAACUAUAAACAGAAGUUGCUGCAGAUUAACAGUUUUAUGACUAAUAUAACCAGAGGAAGACUAACAACUAUAGACUUUGAUGUAGCUUAUACGACUUGCUUAAAAUACGAAUGGGUCGAUAAUAUGACUGCCUGUGAGAUAAUAGAGCACCUGCCCAGAAGACAUUGCAUAUCACAGGUGAGGGAGCGGCUGUGGAUACAAAAUGGCAGAGAAAUAACGGUUAACUGCGACGACGAUGAAACGCCGCUAGAAUCUCAUAUAGAGUAUGAGACCGCUGAUAACGGAAUGGCUUUGGCUAACGAGGCUUUGAAGCACAUCGAAGCUAAAUAUCCUCAUCCAAAUAAACAGAAAAUUGUAAGAGUGUUCUCGUUGGAAAAACAGCAGGUUGCUGGGUUGCAUUUUAGAUUGAAAUUAGAGGUAGGCAUUACAGACUGUCUAGCUUUGAGUGCCAAGAAAGACUGUAAGCUAACAAAAAACAUGUCAACAAAUAAAUUCUGUCGAGUAAAUAUUUGGUUGCGUCCAUGGUCUGAACAUCCACCGCUUUAUAGGGUGAUAUGCGACUAUCAGGAUGAAGCAUCACACGAGUUUUUCUUCGAAGUUCAAGCUGAACGUCUCUUUUCCGACUUCCUAACUACCUACAUGCCGGAUUACGUCGAUAAUAAAUCAGAAAUGGUCAAAAGAUACAAAAUAUUUAAGGACAACGUUAAAAGAAUACACGAAUUAAAUAUCCACGAGCGUGGAACAGCAACUUACGGAGUUACUAGGUAUUCGGAUCUGACUUAUGACGAGUUCGUAUCAAAAUAUAUGGGCCUUAAGACACAUAUGAGAAACGAAAAUCUGAUUCCGAUGAGACAAGCGGACAUCCCAGAGGUGGCUCUUCCUGAAAACUUUGACUGGCGCGAAUAUAAUGCUGUCACUGAGGUCAAAGAUCAAGGUUCCUGUGGAAGCUGCUGGGCGUUCAGUGUUACCGGUAAUAUAGAAGGUCAGUAUAAGAUCCAGAACGACGAGCUGGUCUCUCUGUCGGAGCAAGAAUUGGUAGACUGUGACAAACUGGACGACGGCUGCAACGGAGGCCUCCCAGACAACGCCUACAGGGCUAUAGAGCAGCUGGGCGGCUUAGAACUGGAAUCUGAUUACCCUUACGAGGGCGAGAACGACAAGUGCGUGUUCAACAAAACGAUGUCCAAGGUCCAGAUCAGCGGCGCCGUUAAUAUAUCGUCCAACGAAACAGAUAUGGCUAAAUGGCUCACACAGAACGGACCCAUCUCUAUUGGUAUAAACGCGAAUGCGAUGCAGUUCUACAUGGGGGGCAUCUCACACCCGUGGAAGGUCCUCUGUAACCCCACCAACUUGGAUCACGGCGUACUUAUAGUGGGCUACGGAGUUAAGAACUACCCUCUCUUCCACAAGCGUCUGCCCUACUGGAUUGUGAAGAAUUCGUGGGGAAAGUCGUGGGGCGAGCAGGGCUACUACCGGGUGUACCGAGGCGACGGCACUUGCGGCGUCAAUCAAAUGGCCAGCUCCGCCGUCAUAUAGCCUCGGCCUAUAACAUGUAGCUGAAACAGCUGACACGGGGAGUGUUAAUGUAAAAAAUGACUUUAAAAAAAAUACAUUGAAAUAUUAUAGUAACUUAUAAUAAUAUUUUGCAGGCACUUGUUAUGGGUAAACUUCUUAUGAUUUUAUACUUCCCUGGGUCAGACCUCCCUUCCAUGGUUCUGUCUCGUCCUGUUUAGGCUCGAGCGUAAAGUCCCCUUGUAAAAGUUAAUCUCUGAAACUCGUGAACCAUUAUGUAUACAAACUAAACGUUUAUUAGUAAUAAUUACUCUUAUAAUAUUGAUGAACUCUUAUUGCCAGGGUAUAUCCCCCCAGGGUAGCGCACGACGGGCGACAGACGAGUCUUCCGUUCUCAGCAUAAUAAUAAUAUAUUUUAUUAUAUAUGGCACUAAAAUGCUUUGAUAUGGCAAUAUUUUUAUAUGCACAUAACAUUUUUUAAUUGUCCCGUCAAUAACAAGUAAGGUCAAAAGUGUAUUACAAUUUUGUACUUGCUGUAUAAACCUCACUCAAUAACUGUUACAUUAAAGGGACGUCUCUAUCUUAAAAAUAGUUUUUUGUUAGCGAAUAAGCGAAUAUUGUUUUUUUUAUAUAUUAUAUAAGCAUAUUAGGAGUUCUGUCAGGUAUUCUGACCGCUCUUUAUCUCUUUGUUGUAAACUUAAUACUCAUUCUUAUGAAAUUUACUUCCAUCUGAUAAAUUAAGGUUUUUUUACGUAUCUUUUUUCUUUCUGUGCCAUGAGUCUGCUAUAUGUCGAAUCUAACUUAAGAAUAUCUGAAGUUAGUGCAAUCAAUCAAUAGGUGUGUUAGCUUUGUCUUUGUGAUUGGAUGGCUUUAAACUUACACUCGAAUAUCUUUAUUAAAAUCUAGCUGUAAGUGCAAACUCUUUAACUUUUUAAUAAAAUUUUGAUCAUGUUG